CGGUAAGUAUGUACUAGUGUUUUGUAUUUUUCAUCUUGCCUUUUUUUCUUUUGUGCUUCAUUUCGAAUUCGUUCGAGAUUCGAGUGAUUCAACCGAAGGAGGAAAUACGUGCAAAACGAUGAACGAAGGCGAGAACUCGUCCCAAGAGAGGAACGAUUAUAUUUGCAUCGGUGUGCCGACAACACAAUCGUCGUUGCCCCCGGUGGCCAAGACGGAGGAGGUCGAGGAGGAUCCUUCCGCCGCCGCUGCAAAACUUCUCAAGUCUCGAGGAACCUGUUGCUUCCUGAUGAAAUUUGGGGUAUGCAAUCCUCGGAACCCGCCCUGCCGAUUCUAUCAUCCACCGGAGGGAGCCGUCGUCGACGACGGGGUCUCCCCCUGCGCCUUUGGCCUGGCCUGCCGGCAGGGCCACGCGAAACGCAUCCGGAAAUCAUUCGCCUCCCGGGCCGAAAAGGAUGCCUACUGGACAAAAUACUACGGCUACGAUGCGGGGGAAUCCCCGGCGGUCCGCGAUGCCAACCGGCUCGAGUCCCAGCUGGAGCCCUGGCCGACCUCGGAUAUUCGAAAGCGGCUGGUCCACGACUUUGGGGAAUCCUUUCUGGAAAUGGACCCCCUCGACCGAAAGACCCUGAUGGAAAAGCUCCUCRCACACUAUAGACGCCGGGAGGACGCCUCUCUGAACACGAACAACCUCCCGAUCCGAAAACGCAUCCGGGUCCGGGGCGAGACCCCCGUCCCGCCGGAUCUCUGCGCCUCCCUGCUAUCGGAACUGAAGGCCUGGCGGAGGUCCCACGGAAACGUAAACACGAGGCCGUCCAUCAAGGCAACGUCCUACCUGAUCCUGAGGGCGCCCUCCGAGGAGCUCCCGCCCGACACGAAGGAAAAACCGGCGGGGAUGAGCCGGAAGGAAUUCAAGGAACUGAAAAAACUCAAGCGGUUUYGGUCCCUCUGGGACCUGGCCAACAAGGCCAUCGAACUCGUGAGGGGCCACGAUCCGGCCUUUCUUGAGAGUUUUUCGGCACUGGCGGUAACCUACGGCUUCCGGGGGAGCCCGCACAUUGACAAGCAAAACACGGGGCCCUUUUACGGAUUGUCUCUGGGGGAGUUUGGGGUCGAAGGGGGGGGUCUUGGCAGCGGCAGUGGCAGUGGCAACGGCAACAAAACGAGAUGCGUCAACGGCGGGGGAUGCGUCUGCGUCGAGGCCGAUGCCUUCACAGUGGCGCACGUUUCGACGCACAACUGCCUGGCCAAGUGCGACGGCCGGUAUCCCCACUGGGUAUCCGAUUACGAGGGGGAACGCUAUUCGCUCAUCUACUACGCGACCUCGGCCGAAAAGGACGACUUCACCGCGCCAUCGAAAGCGUUUUUUGGAACGGUCCUAGGGGACAACGAAGAACUGAGGGUGCGAGAGACGGACAACCAAACAGCGGUAUAACAUUACCACAAGAACGAUGACAAUAAUGUAAAUGGGUAUGGUGUAAAGCUAAAAAUACCGAUCAAAUCAAAGAAAAGUUUCUAGUUCUAGAGUAUCUGUAUUAGGACAAUAAGGAGAAACGACAUGA
This is a messenger RNA of Pseudo-nitzschia multistriata, 1559 nucleotides long. The record is from the annotation of a GenBank genome assembly. Lineage: Eukaryota; Bacillariophyta; Bacillariophyceae; Bacillariales; Bacillariaceae.